This is a messenger RNA of Schistosoma curassoni, 7794 nucleotides long. The record is from the annotation of a GenBank genome assembly. Lineage: Eukaryota; Metazoa; Platyhelminthes; Trematoda; Strigeidida; Schistosomatidae.
GUACAAUAGAGAGCCUAGUUUAACAUUGGUGUUACUUAACUCACGCGCUAUGAGCGUAGCUGUUUUUAUCGAUGGCACUGAUGCGAAACAAGUUACUGAGUUAAAAAGAUUUCUUAAGAGUUAUGGGGCCAAAGUGCUUGAUAACUCUGAGUGUACAGAUGCUAACUGGCCAGACGAGCUGAUUAAAUGCCUUAAAUACAUCGACAUCUGUUGGAAAGACGAAACUAUUGCUGAAGCUGAUGUCAAUGAUGUUUUAGCAAGUGUUGCCUCUAUUUUUAUCCAACUUCCACCUGAUAAAUUAAUUGAUGCGGUUCAUCUUUUUUGCGAAAAGUUACGUGAUUUUUCUGGUGAUAACACACGAAGACAUAGGAGCAAACUUUUCCCACUGAACCUUUUGUUUUGUGGACUUAAUCCCAAAAGUCAUCCCCGUUAUGAAAUAUAUCUUACUCUAAUUGAAUGUGCCGAAAAAAUGGGCGUUCUAAAUGAAGUGAUAACCGCACCAAAAAAAGUUGCUUAUUGGCUAAGUGAAUGUGAUUGCACAGUUGAGGAAUGCCAGAAAGUAUGGCAGAAGCUGUAUGAUGCACAUACUUCACUGGGUGAAAGUCGAAAAGCUAUUGAAGCCAUGAUAUAUCUCCUCUCAACCUACAAUGAACUAACUGCUAUGAAUGCCAGGCAAAAUGCAAUAAAAUGCAUCAUAUCUGUGUUGCAAGAUCCAUCUUUAUUAUCUCAUGAUCAAUUGUACGCUCUUAAACCAGUUCAAUAUCUGGAAGGUGAACCUGUUCAUGAUUUCUUUAAGAUAUUUGUCUCUGGAGAUCUGAAUACAUUCAGAAACUUCCUAACUAAACAUCCAAACUUUUUAAGUCAGAAUAAUCUAUCUGAAGAAGCUUGUAUUCACAAACUCCGACUUCUGACGUUAAUGCAGUUGUCUGAGAAUGUGAAUGAACUUAGUUAUCAAGAUGCAGCUGCUCAGUUGAAUCUCAAGAUUGAAGAGCUGGAGCCAUUUAUAAUAGAAGCUGUGCGCCAGAGAGCUGUUGCAUGUAAAUUAGAUCAAGUUCAAAAGAAAAUCCUAAUCACCGGAGCGUUUCCACGUACAUUUGGUCGACCUCAAUGGGUUAACUUACAUGAUACAUUGGUGCAAUGGCGAUCUCAUCUUGGUACUGUACAAUCUAGUUUAAGUAUGAUGAUUCAAAAUGAAUCUUCUUAAAUAAUUAUACCUAACCCAGUAGAAAAAGAGAGUUUUUGUGCCUUGGUUUUUGGUUUUUCUUAUCACUUUCGUUCAUGGGGAUAUUUUUAAUUGUUGUUAUGAAAUCGUAUUUUAUUUAAAAUGAGAUAACCACUGUUAUAUAUUUAAUAGCUUUAGUGAUUAUGCUCAUUCGUUCUUCAGCAAUGAUGUUUUCAGUUGUUGUAAUGGUAGCGAACUCUUAUCAUGCAGUUUAAUUAGUUUAAAAAAGUAAAAAGACAAUAUAUAAAUGGAAUAAUUUUAAGUUUAUUGCGUUGCUGGAGUGUGUUUUCUAGACAGCGUAUCUACCAGAAACUAGUGGUUUUAUCACAGUGCUCAAUCAUAUUUAGUCUCCAAGUUAUUUGUAUUGUAUCUAAUACAAAUUAUUUUGAUCUUCAUGCGAUUAUAUCAAAUAGAAAAUACAGUCUUAUGCAUAGCAUAUCAAUCAGUAACUGGCUCGACAAUUAGGUUUGGCUUUAUGGUCUAGAAAUUCGACGAAAGAUACCUAGUUUUCUGGUAUCUUUGAAACACUUGUCACAUAUAAUUAAACGAAAAAAUUAGUAAUGCCGAUGUUAAACGUAGGGUACUAGGUAAGGGUGGAAAGUCGUUUGGUGAGUUAGUAAAUAUUCAUCGACCAAGACAUUUGGGAUAUAUGUUAAGUAUGCACAACUACCGUCUACUUCGACGUUUGUCGCCGGCUGGUAUCGUCGAAUGCAAUAGAAUUUAACUGAAAACUAUAUAACUGGUAGGAGCGUGGCCUCUGCUUCGGGUUGGGCACUCGGGCAGCAUUCCACCUCCCACACAAAUCAAAUGGUGGUGUGGCGCAUAUAUAUUUGGUGCCUCCUUGUACCACUGUUUGUGUUCAAUAAAUAAAUAAAUGUACAUCGAUUAUUAUGACAGAUCUUUAAACUAUAUGCAUUAAAGUCAGAAGAUAGACAAUCAACUGGAGAUCGAUAUGUAUAAACCAGAAGUGCAGUGUGAGUAAUGUUUAUUUAUUAUUUGAACACAAAUAUUGGUACAAAGGGGUACCAGAUACAUAUGCGCCACACAAUAAGAAUGAGAAGAGAUAGAGAAUGUAAAGUGCGUUUAAGAAGAAGGAGACCAACAAAGAACAGAAAUUAGUGUCUAAUAGUGAGAUAAUAAUUGGAGAGGAAGUUCAGUUAGCAAAGAUACAACCAGAAAAUAUUCUUCUACUUAAAAAAGUUACGUCCAUCUUUUAUGAAGCAAGUUACAGCAGGAUCAUCACUGGCUUCUAUUCUGAGCCAUAUCUAAUGACGUCUCUAGCCACUGUGUUGCACCAUCUCUAAGACCCCAACCAGGGAGUCGUGAAAGAUCAGCAGAAGCCAGUCAUGUACGUCUUCCAUACCAUGACACCAUGUCACACACUAAUCACCUCACCGUUUAUUCUAACCCUUCCUAGCGUCGGUAUAUAGUGCACGACAUGGGAUUCUCUGGGACGACAUUCGUAGAACAUGUCCAAGCCACCGAAGUCGAUGCUUCAAGAUAGUAACACCAAUUGAAUUAUCGUCUUUGUGCCCCAACACACGAUGCCGAACCUCUGCAUUACUAACAUUGUGUUGCCACUGGAUGUCAGCAAUCCUCCGGAGACACUAUGUGAGUUGAUCUCAUCACUCACGCCACCACCAGCACUUAUGCAGCUACCUAGAUACACGAACUUCUCGACUACGUCUAUCUGCUCACUACCCAGGGUGAGUGCAAGACCAGGGUCCGGCGUCUUUUUAAAGUACUUUGCAACUCGAAGGUGCAAAGUACAUACUGUACCUACGAACACUAAUUGCCAGCUGAUUAAGUGCGGAUUGCAUGGUUUUGGCAUUGUCGCACAGUAAGACAAUAUCACCUGCAUACUCAAGGUUGAGAAGUCUUUCUCCAGGCAACAGAUCCAUACCGCUACUACUUACGUCUAUCAGAGCUGUUUUCAGAAUGUCAUCGGUGGCAAAGUUGAAGAGGAAUGGUGAGAUUGGGCAACCCUGUCUAACCCCAUUGCUCGAAUGAAACAAUGGAGAGAGGUGGUUGUAUGCCCUCACUCUGCCUGAGGUGUUUGUAUAUACAGCUUUUAGGAUGUUAGUAAAACUUCUCAGACACACCGCUCUUCAAUAGACAAUCCCAGAGAACAGUCCUGUCCAACGGAUCGAAGGUAGCCCUGAUGUCAAGAAACACUACGAUUGUUGGCCUUUGAUAAGUAUGGCGGUGUUCUAACAUUUGGCGGGGAGUGAAGAUAUGAUAAAUACAUCUUCGACCAGAACGAAAACCAGCCAGCUCCUCGUGAGUCAAUCUUUCUCGGGUUUUGAACAAUCUACGAAGUAUGACGGAAGCCAAUAGUUUGGAAGCAAUCGGAAGUAGACUUAUCCCUCGGUAGUUGAUACAGAAACGGCGUGAACCCUUUUUAAAGAUAGGGACAACUAUCGACUCAUUCCACGAUGUUAGAACACUCUAACUCCCAAUCUUUUGAAACAACGCAUUUAGUUCCUUGACUAGAAAGUCGUUGCCAUCUUUAAGAAGGGCUGGAGGUAAGUUAUCUGGGCCAGGUGAUUUGUAGCGCCUAAAGAACUGGAGUUCCUUGCGAACUUCCACCUCAUUUAGUGGAUCAGUCGUCACAGGCCAUGGAGAGCAGGACAGUCUGAUCGAUGUUGCCGGGGCGGCAGAACAGUUGAACUGCUUCUCGAAAGACUGCUCAUCGUCCAAGACGUCAAAAGAUUUUAGUGAUUGGCAUCCCGUCAUCUUGACAGAUUGUUUCGCUCACAUCAAACUUCUUGCUGCCAGUGGCUUGGAUGAGUUGGAAGAAAUUCCAGUAGUUACCAGAUGCAGCUGCUGCUUCCAGCUCAUUAGCACGCUCCUACCACCAGGCUUCUCGGUCCUUACACAAGCUUUGCCCAGUUUUUUUCGGUGGGAUGUUAGCUAGCCUUGAACCUAUCCCGGUUUGAUAUUCAUUUGCAACAGAAACUGCAACCAAUUUGCUGACAUCGAUCCUUUUAGGACGAUGAAUUUGUUGGCCACUGUAAAGCAAGUUAAGAUUAGAUAAACAAGGACAUGAUCAGAGUCCAAAAGGAGCGACAGCCUUGUACACAGCCACUCCAGCGUUAGCUGAUCGCGAUGUGAUCAGUCUGUGUCCAGGUUUGAGAUGCUGAAGGAGGACGCCAGGUGGCACAUCGGAGAUGACUGUGCCACUAGUUAGUGCUGGCCAGAAACAGGUUGUGGUCUGCGCACAGUUGCAGUAGACAGUCCUUGUUAUCUGACCUGCGACCGACAAGUCCCCAUCGGCCCACUUCACGAAUUUUUUUAUUUCCUGCUUAGAAAAACUGCGUCGGCUCUGUGUUUAUAUAUUAUGUUUGUAAGUCCGUAAUAAUUUUCUCUUACAGAUCUAGUAGAUUCUCUAGUCGUCUCCCUUUUACCUGAUAACUUAAUGGAAUUAGGUCUAGGUGAUGCAGUUCUUGACAUCCCAUAAAAUACUGGCUUUUCUAAUCAGCUGUAAAAUAGACAACCCUGGCUAAAUUAACUUAAGAUUACCAUUUCAGACAAAAUUUACUCAUAGUCUUUGAGAUUAUUGAUCGAGUCACAUCUUAUGGGGAAUUGUCUCUGGAUUGGAAGUCUUCAGUAGUGUCUAUCAGGGUUUACUAAUAUCCCCAUUUCGAAAUUGCGUAAGGCGUUAUCUUUGUCAUUUGCAGUAGUCAAUAUUGUGUAAGAUUUUGCGUUAUUUUGUCGAAAUAUUAUGGUCUUUUAAAUGAUUCUCUUUUUUGACAUAAUUGCAAUUGAAAUUUAUACCUAAUAUAAUAAUUUGUUAAGAAGGAAGGGAAAGUGUAAAUCAAUUUAACAGGAUGACCAACGAGUUCUCAAAUUUCUUGUUUGUUCGAAGCUGUCUAUAGUUAACUCACCGGGAGAGAGUGUACUUCUCUGAUACUUGUUUAUUCACUCUCUUAUAGAAAGAAUAGCUGACUGUCAAGGUUACUUCUCACUUCAUCAUAUUGUAAUGAUCGAUAACUCAGAUGCGGCACACCAAUUUAUUUUUAAAUGCAAAAUCACUCAGUGGCUUAGUACAAUUUGAAAAUCACACAUUUGUCCAUCUUUGCGUUGUCUUUUGCGUAAUCAAUUAUUCCUUUAAUUUUGUUGUCAUUUUGAUUACUCUGCGAUUUUCUUCCUGUUAUCUUCAUUUCGAUUCUCUGUUGCCAGGCAUUACAUUUCCGACUGGUGCUACGUACUACUUACGUCUGUCAGCAUAAGUAACAUACACCACAACGUCAUAGUGUAAUUCACUUUUUUUAAAAGGUGCAUAAAGAUAUAUAAAUUGGUUCCAAUAUAAUUAUGAUGCAGUUCUGUCGAGGAAGUGCUUUAUAUGUAUUUUGUCUAAACAUACUUUGCGUGUAAUUAUUUGAAAGACGGUAAACCUUCCGAUGUAGGCUCUGAAGAACGGACUACUUUAAAUAAAGUAAUGGUGUUGUGUGAAGUUAUCAACAGUUAAUAAACAAGCUUUCUAAUCUUAAAAAAUUUAACUAACUAUAAAUUAUCUUCGCCACAAGUCGGAGUUUACACCUAAACGAAAUCUGUGCCAACGUUGAGUCGAAACUGAAAGUGCGAUGAUCGUGCGCAAUAUCUGAACUAGAAUAUUUUAGAUUACUGAUUACAACUUACAGUAGUAUACUAAGUGCAAAUUGAAAUGAUCUUGAACAAAGACAAUUUCCAUAAACCAGUACACUUAAUCACAAAACAACAAAUUUGUUGUAAGUUGGAUUCUUUCUAUUGACAGUUUAAUAACAAGCGUAGUUUUACAAGCAAAACCAACCGGUUCAUAUAAUUGUGCGUGCAUAUUAACUUGAUUGUACAGAUAUUUUCUAUUCGUCCUUAACUCAAUACUCAUCUGUUAUGUACAUGGAUUAUCCAAAAUAUGCUAAUGUACGAUGUCCAUCCAUAUUAUAAGCUUUCAAAAACUAGUUUUAAAAUCACUGCCCCAUUGUUGAAUAAGUACUGAAAAUAGUAUAUUAGUUCUCCGCCUGGAUAAACGAUAAUCUUAAAAGGUUUUGCUGAUUAUCUAGUUCUAUUUAUAAAAAUUAUGUUCCAUAAGUUGGAUCGUUCAUGUAGUUCAAAAGUCUUUAGUAUUGUACAGAUCAUAGUUUUAUUAUUUCAUGUGAUAAAAAGUAUGUCGGGAGAUGAUUAAAGUUAUUUUACUGAAUACUAUGUUGAAGUUAGACGCCGUAUGCUUGUUUUAUAAUUAAAUAAAUAUACCUUUCGACGCUGGACUAGCUGUAUUUCUUGGCUGUAAAGCAGCAUUCAGUUUCGUAGAUCGUCAGGUUUCAUGACAGUAUAUUAUUGAAAGUACAUGAAUCUUGUAAAGACUCUACUUGAAAAUUACCACUCGAGUCAGAGCUUAUGAUGAACCGUUAUAAUAAAUGAUAGCAUCACUCAUUUGUCGUCAUGGUCUUCCAUUAUAUACAUUAUGUCCAUUCUUUUAGAAUUAAAGCUUUUGAGAAGUUAAUCUCCUACCUGGAAAUACACUUAGUGACGCAGAUCACACAUCUCUGUUAAGUGAAGGCCGGUCUGCAUAACGCUGGAUCUAAUGAUAGGAAAUGACCUUCUGCUGCCAGGUUUUCACUUCCGAUCGGUGGUACAUACAGCUUAAUGUUGUCUACAUUAGUGGCAUACAUCAUAGUUGGGUCAGUUUAUUACAAGCGAAAUUUGACAAGGGACCUGUUUAAUAGGAUUGAUCAUAUCUGUACAAACUAUACUACUGAAGACAAAGUGUGGUCACUGAACAAAAAAUUGGUGAAGAGUUAUAAAAUUUCUAAAUCAAUGGAAGGGUCACGUUGUGGUGAGAUUUAGUACACUUUUAGUAUCGAAAAAGCAUGCCUUCAUCACCCUAUUAUUCAAGUGUGAGUGAAAUUGUCUUGUGUAUAAACGAUGAUUCAUAUCAGGUGUUACUAUAACGUACUAUACAGCUAAUGUGAUUAAUAAUGAAGAAACAAUCCUCAUGCUUUGCCGAAAACGCCCGAAGUCCUUCUGGGACUACUGCCGGCCCCGAGCACAGAUAAAGGAGGAGGGUUGGGCAUGAAGUUUUCUGUAAACCUUUAGUUGAAAUACAAUGUUUCCAUCGUUAUUCUAUCUUAAAAAAUAAAGACCUGUGAUCAGAAAUAUCUAUGUUGCAAAGAAAAGGUCUCGUAAUAAUCUUGUAGAACUGAAGAAUUUUCAAAUUAAAUAUACAAUAUAAAUACAUGCUAUUUCCAACAGUCAUAAUAUUCCUAUAACUAAAAUAAAAAUAAUCCAGAAAAUCUUCCUGUGAAAAAGGGUGAGUUAGUAUUGUAGUGAACGUGAACGCAAGUGACGACAACCAAACGUCUUGCAACACAGAAUUACAGAAUCCCUUAAUAAAAUUUGAGAACCAUACAGAAAAUCUUUCAUUUGAUAAGAUAUCUAUGAAACGUAUCAAAUUUGACUGGCUCAACUUUCGUUUUUUUCUCUUCAAUUUUGCCAACUUUCUGCCACCAGGCAUUCCACUUUCGAUUGAUGGUAUGUACUACUUAUAUCUGUCGACAUCAGUAGCACACACCACAAUGUAAUCACGAUAUUCU